AUGAGUGUUUUCUAAAAUGCUUUGAUGUUUGCCUCUUUGGCAUACAGUGUCUUAUAUGACAUUAGAUUUUUAGCAUUAUUUGGACUCUUUUUAGGUUUCAACAUUUUCAUGUAUCUUGCUAUUCCAAAAGGUAAAAACUGCAAUAGCACUAGAAGAAAGAUAAUGUGUGCUACUUGGGAAGAACCUAAAGAAGGCUGCAUCUAUAUCAGGCACGAAAUAGAUUGCACUAAAGUUUAAGAAUUAAUUAAAAACUACAAGGGUGAAGAUGAUGUGAAACCAACUCUUACUCAUUUUGGUAUUAAGGCUGUUGCUUAGAUACUUAAUGCUUCUAGACUCUCUGUAAAUGGAAAAUUCUUGUUUGGAAAGUAUAUUCCCUUCAAAACUGUUGAUGUUACAUGCUUAGUUGAUAUUGAUGGUGGCAAGGAUUUAGCUGCAGUGACAAUCAAGAGUUGUGAUGAAAAGAAUGUUAUUGAUAUAGCUAAAUUUAUUAAGGACAAAGGUGCAAAAAUUAAGAAGAAUAAUGGAGAUGAGGAACACAAAAAGCGUAUUGGAGCUGCAUAAUUCCUUCCUCCCUUUAUUAUCAGUGUUUGUCUCUAACUUACUAAGUAUAUAACUUACUAUCUUGGUAUGGAUGCUCCUGCUUUUGGCAUCAAGAAAGACAAUUUUGGUGGAGCUACAGUCACUUCUAUUGGUAUGCUUGGUAUUGAAGAUGCCUACGUUCCCCACUGCAAUUUCAUGAACUGUCCAGUUUUUGUUGCACUCGGUAAGUGUGUUGAUAAGCCUGUUGUUAGAGAUGGAAAGAUUGUUAUUGCUCCCGUAAUGAAUAUUAACUUUACAGUUGAUCACAGAUUUAUCGAUGGAGGUAAGGCUAAAGCUUUGAAUACAAGCUUCAAAGAAGUCUAUGAACAUCCUGAGAAGUUCUUUGACUGUGAAUAACCUAAAUAUGAAGAAAAAAAAUAAAAUUGA
Molecule: messenger RNA, 966 nt
Organism: Tetrahymena thermophila SB210
Lineage: Eukaryota; Ciliophora; Oligohymenophorea; Hymenostomatida; Tetrahymenidae
Product: 2-oxo acid dehydrogenase acyltransferase domain protein
Exons: 2
Cellular component (GO): cytoplasm
Molecular function (GO): lipoic acid binding; acetyltransferase activity
Source: RefSeq, a predicted model, not a curated record